Microdochium trichocladiopsis is the source of this 1564-nucleotide messenger RNA. Its product is annotated as tafazzin. Bases 164 to 1327 code for a protein of 387 amino acids. Gene Ontology annotation, molecular function: 1-acylglycerophosphocholine O-acyltransferase activity. Gene Ontology annotation, cellular component: mitochondrial membrane. NCBI's taxonomy places the organism in Eukaryota, Fungi, Ascomycota, Sordariomycetes, Xylariales, Microdochiaceae. Gene Ontology annotation, biological process: inner mitochondrial membrane organization; cardiolipin acyl-chain remodeling. The transcript is spliced from 4 exons. The record is from RefSeq and is a predicted model, not a curated record.
CCGGUUUCUGCCUUUGUGGACUGGCAUCUGGUAGCUCUACUCACUUGCACCUUUACCAUGACGGCGGCUUAGGUACACUUUGCUGUGCCAUAUUCCUGCCCGGUACACUUCUCCUCCAUCAGGGCCUCGCGUCAUGUCAUGACACUUGCUCGUCAACCUGAAAAUGGGGCAACAGAGUAAAGAAAUGCAGCUGCCGACUCCGGCGCCGGGCCACGAAGACAGGCCCAGCCUUCCAGCUCGCCUCGCCUCGGCUGCCACAAUCACUUUCAUCACCUCGCUGUGCAGGACAUUCCUCUAUGGGCUCAACACGGUCGAGGUAACGGGCCUUGACAGGUUCCUCGACAUACUAGACCAGCGUCAAGACGCCAACAGUCGCCAACGAGGUCUGAUCACUGUCUCAAAUCAUGUCAGCAUCCUGGAUGACCCCAUCAUGUGGGGAGUUUUGCCUCUCAAGUAUGCCAUGAAUCCGGCAAACCAUCGAUGGGGGCUUGGAGCUCAUGACAUCUGCUUCAAGAACAAGCCUCUGGAGUGGUUCUUCGCGGCCGGCCAAGUGCUGCCCACGCACAGGGUAUAUCACUCUCCAACUGGCGGCCUGUUCCAGCCAACAAUGGCACAGGCUAUCCGCCUCCUAUCCUCACAACCAUUUAAGACUCAACCACCAUUGGCUUCGCCAGCAGAAGCAGCCCACAUCCCAGACCCAUUCACAGACGGCGGGCUGACCUUUACUUCCACGGGCCACGACCGCUUCGACGCGCCCUCACGCUAUGCGUGUAACCGGCACAGCUGGGUCCAUAUCUUCCCGGAGGCCAUGAUUCACCAACAACCGCAGAUGACGAUGCGAUACUUCAAAUGGGGUGUCUCGCGCCUGAUUCUCGAAAGCGAGCCCAUGCCCGACAUGCUGCCCAUCUUCAUUGACGGCACACAGCGCGUUAUGCCCGAGGAUCGCACAUUUCCCCGGUUUCUGCCUAGAGCGGGCGUGACAUUUCGGAUGGCAUUCGGCGAUCUCAUAGACAUGGAGAACCGCUUUGGCGACCUCAGGGCCAGGUGGCAGGACCUGGUACGCAGACAAUUACACGCCACGGAGAAAGGCAACAGGACACUGGUCAUGGGCGAGCUCACAGAUGAGCUGAAGUACGGCGCCGAGGCAGUGGCGCUACGAGUGGAAGUUGCUCGCCGUGUGCGCGAGGAGGUCGCAAAGGUGCGCGGACUGAUGGGGUUCCCGGACGAGAGGCCCGGAUUGGAGCUUGCCGAGACCUGGGCUCGCGACCCAACCAAGGACAAUCUCAAGAGUGACAUAGACGAUAGCUUGGAAGGAAAGAGGAGAUAGCGUAUCAUUGAGACAUCGCGACGUAAAGGCAUCUUUAUACAUCUCCCCCGGAUGAAACUAGACAUGCCAAAAGUCAAAUGUGUCUUCUCAAGGUUAUCGUAAUGCCAUUCGGAAUUUUUUGGCACGUUUCCCAACGUUUCGCUCCAAGUGGAACCUCGACUUAUACCGCAGAUCGCGUGCGAGGGUCCAGCAUACUCGGAGUCGUUCUUCCGAAAGCCCAUGGCCAAUCUAGGCGGG